AUGGCACAGGAGGCAUGUAAUGAUCUUGGGGGAAUUUACAAGAAGUUCAAGCCACACCUCCUCAUGCUUUUAACUCAGAUGGGCUAUACAUUUCUGUAUUUUAUCACAGAAGCUUCCUUCAAUCAUGGGAUGAACCCUCAUGUCUACAUAACUUAUCGACAUAUUGUGGCCGGUGUAGUGAUGUUCCCUUUUGCCUAUGUUCUUGAAAGAAAAGACAGACCAAAGCUCACAUUAGCUCUUUUCUUGGAACUUUUUGUUCUUUCGCUUCUGGGGGUGGGUUUGACUUUAAACAUGUACUUUGCAAGCUUAAGAUAUACCUCUCCUACCUUCCUUGCAUCAAUGGUCAACACCAUAGCUUCCGUAACUUUUGUAAUUGCGAUUGUACUCAGGUUGGAGGUUCUUAAUCUUCGAAAUCCUCGUGGGUUAGCGAAAGUUUUGGGAACCCUCAUCUCCUUAGCUGGUGUAAUGACCAUGACAUUGUACAAGGGGCCUAUUGUGAGAAAUUUAUGGCAUCCAUUAAUCCAUGUUGAAGGAAAAUCCUCCAUCCAUGAGAACUGGUUGAAGGGUUCAAUUCUUACUGUUGCAAGCUGCAUAACAUGGUCUAUCUGGUACAUUAUGCAGGCAAUCACAUUGAAAAGAUAUCCUGCACAACUGUCACUGACUACAUGGAUGAGCUUUAUAGGGGCAGCACAAUCAGCUGUCUUCACAGUGUGUAUAGAACAUAGACAAGCUGCUUGGACAAUUGGAUUCAACAUCGACCUCUGGUCCAUAUUAUAUGCUGGAGUAGUGUGCUCUGGUCUUAUAAUCUUCAUUCAACUAUGGUGCACAGAAGAGAAGGGGCCAGUUUUCGUGACCAUGUUUAAUCCCGUUUCAACAAUAUUGGUGGCUGUUCUAGCAUACUUCGUCCUUGGUGAAAGACUUUAUACCGGCAGCAUACUAGGGGCAUUUAUUGUCAUCCUUGGCCUGUACUUGCUGUUGUGGGGAAAAGAAGGAGAUGAAGUAUAUAUCAAGUCAGAAGAGUCCUCUUAUCAGACAACAUAUGAAGAGCACAAGGAUAAUAACAUACAGAAAAUCACUUCAGCCAAGAAGGAUGUGCUACAUGGUGAACCCUAA
Molecule: messenger RNA, 1113 nt
Organism: Prunus armeniaca (apricot)
Lineage: Eukaryota; Viridiplantae; Streptophyta; Magnoliopsida; Rosales; Rosaceae
Source: the annotation of a GenBank genome assembly